AUGAUGCACUCACUCCACCAUGUCUCCACUUUCCUGGCACUGGCCAGUUGUGUUUCUGGAGCACCAUCAAGUGGCUCUCGACUUCGCAAGCGAGAGGCUUUGCCAAAUUAUGCCACCAAAUAUGCACCCCUGUCCUAUCUUUACAGCGGGGAGGCAUGGUGGCCGUCUGAUAUUACAGUCCACCUCGAGAAUGUCGAGCCGGAAGUCGAUUUCACCGCAACUGGAGCCAAUGAUUCGGUCACUCUCAAUACACUCGAUAGCCUCGCUUCCGACGUGUAUCUUACUGCUUCGGAUGGCCCAAUCUUAGAUCCACUUGAUGGGACUCCAGCCUGGCUCUCUUCGGACUACGGCAAGCCAGAUGACGACAACUACAGCGCUGCUCCUGGAUUAAUUAUUGCUGCCGAGAAGAACAGCACCACAACCGAUGUCUUCUACUUCUACUUCUACUCGUACAACUAUGGUGGAGAGGUGUUGGAUAUCAAUUUCGAUGACCACGUUGGUGACUGGGAGCAUGUCAUGAUUCGAUUCGUUAACGAGGAGCCAUACGCAAUCUACUGCUCCGAACAUAGUGCUGGUUCGGCCUACUACUGGGAUGUGGUGGACUUCUCAGGAGAUCGGCCUCUUACUUACAUCGCAUAUGGUGGGCAUGCAAACUACGUGACAGCAGGAACCCAGGAUUACACCAUCGCUCUUGGUAUCAUCUCCGAUAAGACAGAUGCCGGUUAUCUCUGGGACAUGACGCUCAACUACCGGGGUUAUUGGUACGAUGUGGACUCAGAAGAGUUUACUGUUGCCGGUGGAGUGGGAACCGGCGCAACCGAGGAGGAUGACGAGACAGCGGACUGGCUGAGCUGGUUGGGCUACUGGGGUGAUGAGGAAUACCCAGACGGUCUUCUCGAUGAUCUUGAGACCGGACAGUACUGCAUCUCAUCUGAAUGCCACUACUCUAGUGGGCCGACCGGACCUUACGAUAAGAACCUGGGCCGAACAACUAUGUGCGAGGAUGAUGAUGAUUGCACUAUCUUUGAUAGCAUUGAUGAUUUGACUACGCAGUCAUAG
Penicillium malachiteum is the source of this 1059-nucleotide messenger RNA. RefSeq lists its product as uncharacterized. The record is from RefSeq and is a predicted model, not a curated record. The transcript is spliced from 3 exons. Lineage: Eukaryota; Fungi; Ascomycota; Eurotiomycetes; Eurotiales; Aspergillaceae. Bases 1 to 1059 code for a protein of 352 amino acids.